AUGGAGGCGCCGAAGACUGAUUCACUUCCGGCGGACGCGUCACAGGAGCAACAGCAGCAGCAAGACGCGACUGCCCUCCUGCGUCAGAGGGCAGCAGCAAGACAGGAACGUCUGCUGGCGCGACAAGCCCAGCGUAUGCGGAUAGUUCAGGGCAUUGGCGCUGCAGCAGCCAGCAACACCAGCACAGGCGAGCAAAGCAACCAAAAUGAGCCGCGGGAACGGGCCGGGGUCGAUGCUGGCCGCGGGGUCCCAAAGAGUGCAGCAGAAUUAAAUGUUGCCGACAGCAGCAGCAGCAGCAUCAGCAGGGGCACAACCCGCAGCAUGAGGACGUGGCUAGAUUUGCUUUGCGCAUUUCUUGGAGUCGGCGCUGCCGUGAACACUAUUUUGCGGGAGGAAGCAUCUCCGUACUAUCUGUUUGAAGCCCUCGGCUUUCCCUACGGCCCAACGAGUUGGACAGUGUUGUGUGCCAUCUGCAGUGCGCUUCUCUACCUGCCGUUGCCUCUACUUCUGGUUCUGUCGGUUGCAGAUCAGCUGCAGCAGCAUGGAAGCACUCCAGGAGACAUCUGGAGAGGAACGGCGAAACUUCUCGCCUCCCCAGUUGGACCCAGCCACGGAUCUCAAAGGCCAUGGCUGCUACGGGCAGUCGUUGCAGCGCCAAAAGCAGCUGCAGCAGUUAAGCCUCACCUCUUGCGCUGCUCGUUCUUUUUCGUCUCAUUCUGCUUCGCAACAACUACCCUUAGGAUUGCAGCAUGGGCAGCUGGGUGCUGCCAGCGAACACAGCGGCAGCAGUAA
This is a messenger RNA of Eimeria necatrix, 792 nucleotides long. RefSeq lists its product as hypothetical. The coding region runs from base 1 to 792 and encodes 263 amino acids. NCBI's taxonomy places the organism in Eukaryota, Apicomplexa, Conoidasida, Eucoccidiorida, Eimeriidae. The record is from RefSeq and is a predicted model, not a curated record. The transcript has a single exon.